AUGGCGAGCGGGAACGCGGUGGUGGUGUUCGGCGCCAGCGGCUGCUGCAUGUGCCACGUCGUCAAGCGCCUGCUCCUGGGCCUCGGCGUCGGCCCCACCGUCUACGAGCUCGACCAGAUGGCCGGCGCCGCCGGAGGGAGGGAGAUCCAGGCGGCGCUGGCACAGCUGCUCCCGCCGGGGCAGCCGCCCGUGCCGGUGGUGUUCGUGGGCGGCCGGCUCCUGGGCGGCGUGGAAAAGGUGAUGGCGUGCCACAUCAACGGCACCCUCGUCCCGCUCCUCAAGCAGGCCGGCGCGCUCUGGCUCUGA
This is a messenger RNA of Miscanthus lutarioriparius, 306 nucleotides long. The record is from the annotation of a GenBank genome assembly. NCBI's taxonomy places the organism in Eukaryota, Viridiplantae, Streptophyta, Magnoliopsida, Poales, Poaceae.